GGGAUGAAAGAGGAGACGGAGCGAGAGGAGCUGCACCGGAGGUUCAUCUGAGCUCUUCUAGGUGUGUCAUGGAUUUCUCCAGCGCUUUUUCAGCGGCGUACGGAUUAGCCCGGGAUUGUGCAGCCGGGACUGCGGAAUAGUCCGGAAUCCUGCUCCUGUGUCUGUGGAAUAGUCCGGAAUCCUGCUCCUGUAUCUGUGGAAUAGUCCGGAAUCCUGCUCCGGAAUCUGUGGAAAAAUCUUGAAAAAUUCUGCGUCGGUCCGGAGGAGCGAGUUUGGAAUCCAGUGCUGGUCCGGCGUAGUCGGCGUGACCUCAUGAUGCCAUCCGUGUCCCUCAGCCUGCCGGCGGCUCUGGCCGGACGCUCUCGUACCUGGGUCUGCCUGUCCUGCAUGUUCUGGCCGGAGGAUUUGGAGGCGGCCCAUUCCCACACGUUCCGGGUGAAGACGUUUAAGAAGAGUAAACACUGCGGCGUGUGCAAACAGACGCUCAGCAAGGAGGGGCUCAUCUGCAGAGUGUGCCGGUUUGCCUGCCACCAGAGAUGUGAAGUCAAGGUUUCCUCCUCCUGUGUUCCCACCGCCAACUACGAGCUGGCUCCCAGCAAUGACGUCCCGCUCAAACUAGUAGAGACGACGGGUUCGACUAAAUCCUCAAAGAGCAUGGAGUCCAGGCGGAGACCGUCCAGCAGGAGCGUGAGCCUGAUCCAGGCGAUGGAGGAGAACUAUGAGGUGGACCUGGUGUACAUCACCGAGAGGAUCAUCUCGGUCUCGUUCCCCAGCACCGUGGAGGAGCAGAACUACAGCAGCAACCUGAAGGAGGUGGCCAGCAUGCUCCGCUCCAAACACGGAGAGAACUACCUGCUCUUUAACCUGAGUGAGAAGAGAUAUGACAUCUCCAGACUUCACGCCAAGGUGCUGGACUUUGGCUGGCCCGACCAUCACGCUCCGGCUCUGGAUAAGAUCUGCAGUAUAUGUAAAGCCAUGGACACGUGGAUGAGCGCCGACAGCCAUAACGUCGUGGUCCUGCACAACAAGGGGAACCGAGGCAGGACGGGCGUGGUCGUGGCGGCGUACAUGCACUACAGCAACAUCUCAGCCAGUGCGGACCAGGCUCUGGACAGGUUUGCCAUGAAGAGGUUUUAUGAAGAUAAAGCACUUCCUGUGGGUCAGCCCUCGCAGAAAAGGUACGUGCAGUACUUCAGCGGGCUGCUCUCAGGUCACAUCAAGAUCAACAACAAGCCUCUCUUCCUGCACCACGUCAUCAUGCACGGCAUCCCCAACUUCGAGUCUAAAGGAGGCUGCCGCCCGUUCCUGAAGAUCUACCAGGCUAUGCAGCCAGUCUACACAUCUGGGAUCUAUAACGUCCAGGGCGACAGUCAGACCAGCAUCUGCAUCACCAUCGAGCCCGGCCUGCUUCUGAAAGGAGACAUCCUGCUGAAGUGCUACCACAAGCGCUUCCGAAGUUCCUCCAGGGACGUGAUCUUCCGGGUUCAGUUCCACACGUGUGCCGUUCACGACCUUAGCCUCGUGUUCGGCAAGGACGAGCUGGACGAGACCUUCAAAGAUGAGAGAUUUCCCGAAUAUGGAAAAGUGGAAUUCGUCUUCUCAUUCGGCCCAGAGAAAAUACAAGGUUUGGGUCACCUGGAGAACGGACCCAGCGUUUCUGUGGACUACAACACCCAGGAUCCUUUGAUUCGCUGGGACUCGUAUGAGAACUUCAAUCAACGCUUUGAGGACUCCAUGGAAAACGCAAUUCACACUGAAGGUCCUCUGGAUGGCAGCCUGUACGCCAAAGUGUGUAAAAAGGAGUCCGCGGACGCCACGGCUAACGGUUUACCCCCUGCCGUCGAGCCUGUAGUAGAAAACGCCUCGGCUCCUGUGGACCACGCCCUGUCUAUAAGCAGCGACUCGGGAAACUCCACGGCGUCUAUCAAAACCGACCGCACGGAUGAAACCGGCCAGCAGGCGGCGCCGGUGAGCCAGCAGCCCGUUCAGGCCCUGAGUCCCCAGGAGAAGCAAGAGCUGGAGCGGCUGCUUAACGGUCUGGAAGCGCCAAUGCAUAGAAACGGCACCGCGGGUGGCGGCGGCAGUCCGGGCGGAGGUGGGAUCCUACACCUGGUUCCGGCUCAGGUCCACGUCAACGGGCACGCCGAUGUAGAACGGGAGACUGAUAUCCUGGACGAUGACCUGCCCAACAACCAGGAGGGCAACAGCGUGGACAGCCUGGGUACGCUGUCCUCCUUCGAGGGCCGGGCCACGCCAGCAGACUUGUACUACCAACACGAGACCGUCAUCAAUGGACAGGACACGCCCCACGAAGCCGAGUCGCGUCUUUAUAGCCUCUCAUCGUCCGUGCAGGAGAGCCUGGGCAGUGUGGGACCUCCGUCCAGCGGGUACGUCAGCCAAAACGGCGGCAUCUGCCGCUCGCAGUCCCUUGGAGCGACCCCCAGCGACGAACAGAAGCUCAUGCCCAAAGCGCCAGCGCGUACCACCAGCAGUCGAGAUGCCGUCCAGAGGGGGCUUAACAUCUGGCACCAAUUCGGCGUUCCCGAGGAACCGGUGAUGGACGGCGUCCACUUCACUCCUGCCCUCCAGAGCCACAGCUUACCCGAGUUCCCGAAACCUGCCUCGCAGACUGAAAUCGACCAGUCCAUUGAGGCUCUCAACCUGCUCAUGCAAGACCUGGAACCUGCGCAAGUUCCCAAGUCCUACAGCGCCCCCUCUGGUGAGGGCAUGGUCAUCACCACCCAGCCGUCCUUCUUCCACACGCAGGCUCGGCCCACGUACCAGCCCGAAAACCCGCCAAGAGCCCCGUCUCCGUCUCAGUCCCAGUUUGUGGGGACUCAGAGGGCCGCGGUUCCUUCCAACCCCUCAACGACAGACCUCAACGGUUCGGUGCACUACACCGGAGCGUCUCCUCCGGUCGGCGGUGUGCAGCUGAAGCCUCUGAACACGUACUCCCACAGCUCAGCCCCUCAGUCUCCUGAUCUUCCGGAGCCAGGCUUAAACAUCGCCCCCUGCAGGAGCUACUCCUCCUCCACGUCGUCCCCGCCACCCAGAGAGGCCGAACCCGAGGACACCAACUACAACUUGGAGGGGCUGGUAGCUCACCGUGUCGCAGGGGUACAAUCUCACGACGUGCCAGACGAUGCCGCAGGACCAGGACGACGCCGGACCACCAGCGAAGGACAGUCCCAGGAUGACAGCUCCACCCGGGUCCGCUCCCCUAUUCGCUGCAUCUCACCAGAACUGGCCAAUACCAUCGCUCUGAACCCAGGGGGCCGGCCCAAGGAGGGACAAAUGCACAGCUACAAAGAAGCCUUCGAGGAGAUGGACGGGGCUCCCGUGAGCCCUCCACCAUUUGCGGGCGGUGAGGUCUUCCCCCAAACCCCAGCAUUCCCAGUCUCGCCACAAACCCCUUACUUCAACCUGUCUCGCUCUCCUCCAGGUCUGGCUAAAACACCGCUGUCCUUCCUGGGCCUAAAGCCACAUAACCCAGCCGACAUACUUCUCAGCCAAUCAGGAUCAGAGCCCAGAAGCUACGUGGCAUCAGUUGCUCGUUCAGCGGCGGUGGCUGGUGGGCAGCCGUCCUCUCCCGUGUCUCCAACUUUUGAGAGUGGCAGUUUGGCCCGAGGAGCCUCCGUAUCUCAUCCCUUUAACCCACCGCUGUCUUCUAGCAGCCCAGUGCAAAACCUGGAAGGGGAGCACCGGUUGGCUGAUAGUGGAGUAGGCCUUAGCACUCCAUCUCACAGAGCUGGAGACCUCGAUUUCCAUUCACCACCCUCCCAGAGCACCUUGCAGUCCCCGACACGAUCCUAUUCCUCCUACACAACCCCAAGCAACCUGUCAAGCAGCUACGUCAGUCCAGAUUUUUAUUCCUCACCCCCAGAGCGCAUCCAGCCCAACGCUGUUGCUGUUCAACCCAUGCCGGGUAGCGCCGGCGCACUUCACCACACCAUACCCGCCGAAAUGACAUUCAAUCCUGCUCUCCAGCACCGGCUUACUGACUACAACGGUCCCAUCCUGAGCUACCAGCCGCCUCCGUCUAAUGGCUAUCAGCUCGGAUCGUCAGGCAGCCCCGUUCUUCCGAGACACGGCAUGGUUUCUCAAGCGACGCAAAGCAGCCCGGGGCUGAGCAGACAGAUGCCCAUCAGUCAGGGCACCCAGAGCAGCCCAAUUCUGAGCAGACAAGGCUUUCAAAGUGGGUACCAGCCAUCUCUCAGUCAAUCCACAAUCCAGCCUAACCAAAGCAGCCCAAUCCUAAGCAGGCAAACGCCGGUUACCCAGGCCACCCAGGGCAGCCCCACACUGACCAGACAGGGCCACCAAAGCCCCUCUCUAGGCUAUCAGAUGCCCCUCUCCCAGUCUGUCAUCCAACCUAAUCAGAUCAGCCCAGUGUUAAGCAGACAGGCGUCUCUCACCCAGGCCGGUCAGGGCAGCCCCGUAUUGGCGCGCCACCCCUCGGUCGGGCAGGUGUCCCAUGGCAGCCCGAGUCUGGACCGACAUCCAAUGCACAGUGGAUACACCACGCCAGACGAGAGGCACGGUGCCCUGUCACGCCAGAGCAGCUCUUCAGGAUACCAUCCACCCUCGACUCCGUCGUUCCCCGUCUCACCCGGCCCCUACACCGACGGCUUCAGACAACCACAGCUACCAGAGAAGAGGCGCAUGUCGAGCGGUGAACGCCCCAGCGGUGCGCAGUCCUACAGCACCCUUAACGGAAAGGUGUCUUCACCCGUUUCCGGUGGAGGGAGCACUCCGAGUGUGCACUUCUUCCACACACUGCCGGAUUUCUCCAAACUCAGCAUGUGUGAUGGAAACCCAGAGACCAGAAUGAAUGUAAAGUUUGUUCAAGACACUUCCAGGUUCUGGUAUAAACCAGACAUCUCCAGAGAUCAAGCUAUUAAUAUUCUGAAGGAGCGAGAGCCCGGAGCCUUCAUCAUUCGGGACAGUCACUCAUUCAGGGGGGCCUAUGGUCUGGCCAUGAAGGUGGCCUCCGCGCCGCCUACAGCUCAGCCAAUUAAGAAAGGUGACAUCACCAACGAGCUGGUUCGCCACUUCCUGAUCGAGACGAGUCCGAAGGGUGUGAAGCUGAAGGGCUGCCCGAAUGAGCCGUACUUCGGUUGCUUAUCUGCGUUGGUCUACCAGCACUCCAUUACUCCACUGGCACUGCCAUGCAAACUGGUCAUACCCACAAAAGACCCCAAUGAGGAGAAAAAGGAGGUUACCACACCAGUGAACCCAGCUACAGAACUGCUGAAACAGGGCGCAGGGCAGAAGAGUCCGGUUGAUGCCCACGCAUGCAACGUUCUCUAUAUAAACUCGGUGGAAAUGGAGUCCCUGACCGGCCCACAGGCCAUCGCAAAGGCCAUCUCAGAAACCAUGACGGCCAACAUGGCACCCACCGCUACGGUGGUCCACUUUAAGGUGUCGUCGCAAGGCAUCACCCUGACGGACAACCAGAGGAAGAUUUUCUUCCGACGUCACUACCCAGUCAACACGAUCACCUUCUGUAACCUCGACCCCCAGGAGAGGAGGUGGACUAAACCAGAAGGUGGCGCUGCAAAGUUCUUCGGUUUUGUGGCCAGGAAGCAGGGGAGCACAACAGACAACGUCAGUCACCUGUUCGCCGAGAUGGACCCUGACCAGCCCGCCACGGCCAUCGUCAGUUUCGUUUCCAAAGUGAUGGAUAGUUUCCAGAGGCGAUAAUCUCCCCCGGGGGUGUCUCGCCUCACCCCGGAGGACCUGCUUUUCUGUUUUAGUUUCCAUUAUGUAUUCAAAUGUUCUUUUCGUGUGUGUGUUAGCAUUUGGGCGAGUAGCGCAGCGGGUGAAGGUGUGUGUCGCCUGUGUGUAUGUGUACGUGUGUGUGUGUGUAUCAGGACGUGUGUUAGGAUGGCCUACGGGGUGGAGAUUAGACGGGGACGGAGGAAGUGCAGUAAAGAGCGGGAGUGAAGAGGUGAGGAAAUGAGAGAGGUGCAGGGAUUACUUCAGAUUAGAGGGACUGACGAUGACGAGCGUUGAUUUUUUAAUAAAAAGGAAAAGAAAAGAUAAAAAGUGGGAUGCUGGUGAGACUGAUAUCAGGAUUUAUGAACAGAAACCAAAGAUACUUCAGCUGUCAAGAUAAACAUGCCAUUAUUUGAAGGGUUUUUUUGUUUCUUUGUAAAAUACGACUACUUACUGAAAGGAUAUUAGUUUCUAUACGUAAAUAAUCAAUAUUCCUUUGCUUUCUGAGGAAAUUUCAUCUAUGUAUAUAAAAAGAAAAACAUUUCGCAUUCUAUCACCAGUUACACUGACCAGGCAUAACAUUAUGACCACUGAUGGGUGAAGUGAAGUGGGCGAGCGUGAGGAUCUGAGCGAGUUUGACGAGGGCCAGAUUGUGAUGGCUGGACGACUGGGUCAGAGCAUCUCCAAAACUUGCAGCUCUUGUGGGGUGUGUCCCGGUCUGCAUUGGUCCAAGGAAGGAACAGUGGUAAACCGGCGACAGGGUCAUGGGCGACCAAGGCUCAUUGAUGGCUCGUGUGGUCCGAUCUAACAGACGAGCUACUGUAGCUCAGAUUGCUGAAGAAGUUCAUGCUGGUUCUGAUAAAAAGGAGUCAGAAUACACAGUGCAGCACAGGUUGUUGCGUAUGGGGCUGCCAAAGGGGGACCAACACAAUAUUAAGAAGGUGGUCAUAAUGUUAUGCCUUAUUGGUGUGUAUGUCCAGGCAUUGCUGGCUCGCAUGGGGCUUUUUUAUUAGAAAAGAUCAAAUAUUUUACUAGAAUGAAACAAAACAAAUCAAAAAAGACAAAAUGUGGGCCAGAAUCCACUUCUUUCUUUUUCUUCCAGACUUCUGUCUCUUUAAGAUCUUCUCCAUUCAGUCUCCAUCGAUAUGAAUCCAUCAACACCAGUCGUCAGCUCAGACUCAAGGAUCUACACCAGAUUCAGACUUUCAGGUUUAGUUUUAACAAAGGGGUGUAACAAUAUGCAGGUUAAUAAAUGUAUAUUGUUUUAAAUCCAGUAGGUGCGCGUAAAUACGCGUUCGGAAUCGCAAAUGUGACAUAAUGACCUAAAUUUUGCAGUAAUGGAUAAUUAUAUAUACAGACUUAGUUUGAGUUUAGAUUCAGAAUUGGAUUAUAGUCCUUAGCACUCGUUUGUAACCCACAACAAAGUAGUGUUGCAAGCAAUGGUGCAUUAGAUUGCUAGAAUCGAAUGCAUCAGUGAACAACUGGGAAUAAUAUUUUAGCACGGCAAUAACGCUGCGUAUUUCCAGUUAAAUUUUUAAUAAAUUAAAGCAUCAUUUAAAAAAAAUUAAUACAUUUUGUGCUUUUCUGUGUUUACUCGGGUUAUUUGUCUUUAACAUUCAACAUUGAUCUGGAACGCAUCUCUGUGGAAAUUAUAUAUUCACAAUUGAAGAUAGGCUUCAAACUGGUGGAUUUACACAGUAUUCCAUGGGAAUUACUUGCUUUUGAGCUUUAUUUGCUGUUUGGAUUUUUUGCUUUUGGAAUAGCUGUGGAAUUUGGCUCGUUUCGUUCUGCUCACAUGGAUUGUCACCAGUUGCGCAAAAUCUUUAAAGCUGGGAGCUUGACAUUUGUUAAUAAGGUUGCACAAUGUCUCCUCACUUGAAUAUUUGCAUGUAUUAUAAAGAUAUGCAUCUUCAUUGACUAAAUACAUUCAGGACCAUAAAUAAUUUGCAAAGUGCGUUUGUAUGGAUGCAAAACGUGCGUAUCGUUACAUCCCUGGUACUGUACAGAAGUUUCCUCUCUCGCUUUCUCUUUUUCUCUUGCUGCUCUUACUACAGACCUCUGUCCUCAUUUUUUCUGGUCAAACCCAUGUUUUUUGCCAUCGAUUUUUCAUUCCCUGAGAGCCAGCCUGACUUCUGCCAGGCUCAGAUUCAGGCCUUAAUCAAAACCACACACACACAUUUACUCAAACAUCUUACCCAAAGUAAGCUAAAUAUAUAUAUUAGUACUUCUAAAAGUGACUAAACUGAGUAUUUAUUAUUUUUGCUACGUUGCUCUAUGUUAACUCGAACAUGUACUUGCAUAUACUGUAUAGUCUACAUAUAAAGAUUAUAAAAACAGAGAAAAAUAAACAAAGCUAUUUUAGCAAGAUCUGAAAAGCAAAAGGUUUUGAGAAGUAUUUAGUUACGUAUCAUGUAAAGUGUAUGUAUCUUAAAGCUCUGCAUCGUGUUUUGGAUAUUAUUUUGUGUGGAUAUUUUCACUGUAUGCCUGUAUUUCUUUAUUAUCAGCUUUAACGUGAAGGCUGACACUUUUAUUGUAGACAGGAGAAAGAUGUAGAUGUACACGUUUUGCUAAAAGCAAAAAAAAAAAAGCUUAGUUUUAACCAUGCUUCGCUCACAGAAUGCAGAUGUUAUGUUUCAUAUGCAUAUUUUUUUAAGUAUUAUUAUUUUAUGUAUUUCCUAGUCUAAAAAUGUUUCCCCAGUCCAGGAGCAAAAGGAAAGUAAAACAAGUAUUGGCCUAACAGAGGUGUUUCUAGUAGGGAGGAUCUUUACUGCCAUCAAGAGGAACAAUUAAGUAUUGCAUUCUCCAUGGUUUUGUUACAUGUUUAAGUUUAUAAUUGUUUAUUUUUAAUUACUGCAGUGUUUUAACUGUAAUUUGUUUGGAAAACAAAGAGUCACAGGUCAGAUGGGUGUGUUUUGUUCCCAUGUCGUUUAGAACACAGUUACUUCAUUAUGUCCUUUAAUACAGGGGUGUUAAAAGUACUAAAAUCCUCUUUUGUUUGUAAAUAUUUUUGCCAAAGAUAUGAUUUUACUUUUCAUGCCUUUGUCUUUCGAAUAAUUGAGACUCGAAAUGUAACCACCUGAUUGAUCGGCUUAUUGUUUGCAGCUCUGACUGGCUUCUGGCGUUCAGCUAUCAGGUGAACUCGGCUCGGCCUUAAACGACUCCAGUAACAUUUUAAAGCACUUAACCUUUCACGAGCUGUAAGAAUAGCGACUAAUAAACAUGUACUGGAGGUGUUUGUGCUUCACUAGCAUAUAUAAUGCACAAUAUCAUUCGCUCUGCUCAGUUAUACACAUUAUCACUCAGAGAAGGCAGAAAUUGCUUGCAUUAUUUUGAUUUAAGUUUGUUUUAAUCCUUCCUGUCCCAUAUUUCUGUUCUUUAAUCAAGUCUUGAGUAUUUCCAUGUGCCCAGUUACUGACGACAAACAGCUCUUGGCCUUGAAUGUGUGAAUGUGCUACUAUUUCUGUACAGAACUGUGUUACGUGCUUUAUAUUGUAUGGCUUCUUUGUUUUUGAAAGAAAAAAACAUAUUAAAUCAAACCAAGAUGCAUUAAA
Messenger RNA from Trichomycterus rosablanca, 9269 nucleotides. RefSeq names its product tensin 1b (gene tns1b). Gene Ontology annotation, molecular function: protein binding. Lineage: Eukaryota; Metazoa; Chordata; Actinopteri; Siluriformes; Trichomycteridae. Gene Ontology annotation, biological process: fibroblast migration. The record is from RefSeq and is a predicted model, not a curated record. The coding region runs from base 313 to 5703 and encodes 1796 amino acids. Gene Ontology annotation, cellular component: focal adhesion. The transcript is spliced from 33 exons.